AUGUACACUAAACUUAAUUCUCUCGCGGUCAAUCGUUCUCAUGCCUUGGAUGGUACUAGUCUGGGGUCUCAUCUAAAGACUACUAGAGAGACUUGUGCUGAAAGUUACAAUAGUAGCUCAGAACCUCAAACAUCUUAUCAAACUCAUGACAACCCAAACGACCAUUUGUAUGAAAAGAGGAAGCGGAGAAGGGAAUCCCAUAAUGCAGUCGAGCGACGAAGAAGAGAUGUAAUAAACGAUCAAAUCUAUCGAUUGUCAACCCUUUUGCCGGACAAGGAAUCAAACAAGACUAACAAGGGGGCUGUCCUGAGACGAUCGGUAGACUAUAUUCAUUUAAUGCAAGAUACUCUCCGACAGUAUCAGCAAAGAAUUCAUGAAAUGGAGCGUAUCUUGGAAAUCUAUCAGCGCACAGAGACAUCUUAUCGUCCAUUCUCACACGCUCCUUUGUGA
Messenger RNA from Phycomyces blakesleeanus NRRL 1555(-), 450 nucleotides. Its product is annotated as helix-loop-helix DNA-binding domain-containing transcription factor. Gene Ontology annotation, cellular component: nucleus. The transcript has 2 exons. Gene Ontology annotation, biological process: regulation of transcription by RNA polymerase II. NCBI's taxonomy places the organism in Eukaryota, Fungi, Mucoromycota, Mucoromycetes, Mucorales, Phycomycetaceae. The record is from RefSeq and is a predicted model, not a curated record. The coding region runs from base 1 to 450 and encodes 149 amino acids. Gene Ontology annotation, molecular function: protein dimerization activity; RNA polymerase II cis-regulatory region sequence-specific DNA binding; DNA-binding transcription factor activity, RNA polymerase II-specific.